Solanum dulcamara is the source of this 631-nucleotide messenger RNA. RefSeq lists its product as uncharacterized. The record is from RefSeq and is a predicted model, not a curated record. Lineage: Eukaryota; Viridiplantae; Streptophyta; Magnoliopsida; Solanales; Solanaceae. The transcript has a single exon. Bases 293 to 631 code for a protein of 112 amino acids.
ACCUGUUGUUGUUGGAUGUUACACCUCUUUUUCUUGGACUUGAAACUGCUGGUGGUGUCAUGAUUGUGUUGAUCCCCAGAAAUACCACUAUCCCAACAAAGAAAGAGCAGGUCUUCUCAAUACCUACUCAGACGAUCAGCUUGGUGUGUUGAUCCAGGUCUAUGAAGGUGAGAGAACUUGCUUCUAUUUGUCUCGUUGGUUUUAGAAGUCCAGCCUGUAUGCUUCGUGGUCAUCAAAUUUUCGGACAAAUCACGGCGACUACUGCAAAGAUACUACAAUCAGCUUCUUUGGAAUGAGUGCAGGGGGAGCAUUUGGUGGAAAUAGAGGAGUGAGACCGGUUCCACCAGAGAAAGGAGUUUUCCCGUUGGAUCACAUGCAUUUAUGUGACCUGGAGAAGAAGGAAUACCUCGGUUGUCUUAAAUCUACUGGACAAAAGAACAAGAUCACCAACGACAAGGGCAGACUCUCCAAGGAGAAGAUUGAGAAGAUUGUUUCAAACCAUAGAGUGACUUACACAAUCGACAUACAAGGCUACAAACUCCCCCUGAGCAACAAAACUAGGUGGUUGCUCCAUCUAGAAUUUUUUCUCACAAUGCAGUGGUCGCCGGAAAGUGCUCAAAAUCUAGUAUAA